ACAGACACCUUUUCCUUUUGGCAGUGUUGCUUUUGGCAGAGUUGCAGUCAUAUUGUGUUCAGUUAUCUUUCACGGGUUCUGUCUCAGUUCAUAUCCAUUCUCCAGUGUCUUGGCGGCUUGUAUAUGAAAGGUGACACUUGAUCUGUCCGAGAUAAUAUUUAUGCGUAUGUAUAUGUGGGUCCAGUUCACGUUAGUUGUCUUUGAAUUAGCUGGCAGAUACCAGUUUUCUUCUCCGGGUAGGUCAUUACAGGUCUAUUUUAUUCAUUUCAAAGUUAUCAAGCUUGAACUUUUAAUUAGUGAACGAACAUCUAUUAGUUUGGGAGCAUUCCUUUGUGUUGUCCUUGCAGAUCGGAUUCAGCAUCUCUAGAUCAAAAUCUAGUGAGCUGCUUUUACUCAUUAUGUACUUGCCUCAAGUUUAUCAUAUGAAGAGGGGACAUCUUAGCAGGUCUAUUAUAAAGUUGCUAGCUCAAAUAGAGAAACGAAAUCACUUUAAUUUUCUCAAGCUGGUUGACUAGUGUCGUGAACUUUAACAGGACUUGUGAAAUUUGGAAUGUUGACACUUGACACAGAAGCCGAUUUGCUCCUAGUGACAUGAGCACCUAGAGGUGAAAAGGGGCUGUAUUGGUUCAUUCAAAUUAGAAUCUUGAUUUGGGGGAGAAUGCCCUCUUUCCAAAAAUGGAGGGGGUCAUGGCCCCUAUUGGCUGCUUGCGCUUCAAUUGGGAUCUUGAUUUCGUUCGUUCACUUAUUCCUCUACCCGGUGUUUCCUUCACUGGACUAUUUUAGUGCACUGUCGUUUAACGGGUCAAGUAGUGAAGUUGGUGAUAGGUUCUACCGAGGUAACGAGACAAUUGAAGAUAAAAUGUAUUUGCCGCUAGUCAAUGACACUGCCAAAGAAAGCCCACCUCCUAUGCUGGAUUUGAACGCCCUAUUUCCUCAAGAUUCACAUAAUGCUGUGGUCUACCGUGGUGCUCCAUGGAAGGCCAGAAUUGGCCGAUGGUUAUCUGGCUGUGAUGCAAUUAAUGCAUCAGUGAAAAUAGUUGAGCGAAUUGGUGGCAAAAGCUGCAAGGAUUCUUGCAGCGGUCAAGGAGUUUGCAACCAUGAGCUUGGUCAAUGCCGCUGCUUUCAUGGUUUUAGUGGUGAAGGAUGUUCAGAGAGGGUUGAGUUGAAGUGCAACUACCCCAAGUCAAAUGAGCAACCUUAUGGACGAUGGGUUGUUUCAAUAUGUCCAGCGCAUUGUGACAUGACUAGAGCAAUGUGUUUUUGUGGGGAAGGCACAAAAUACCCAAAUCGUCCUGUAGCUGAGGCAUGUGGCUUUAAGAUCAGUCCCCCAUCUAAAGUGGGUGAUCCCGCUCUGCCUGACUGGACCAAAGCUGAUCCAGAUGUCUUCACCACCAAUGCUAGCAAACCAGGGUGGUGCAAUGUUGACCCUGCUGAAGCAUAUGCUUCUAGGGUGCACUUCAAACAGGAAUGUGAUUGUAAGUAUGAUGGACUUUGGGGCACAUUCUGUGAGGUGCCUGUCCUAAGCACCUGUAUCAAUCAAUGCUCUGGCCGGGGGCUAUGCCGAGGUGGAUUUUGUCAGUGUCAUAGUGGAUGGUUUGGAGCAGACUGCAGUGUUCCUUCUGCUUUGUCAUCCAUUAAAGACUGGCCAAAGUGGCUUCGACCUGCCAAGGUUAGCAUUCCAGAUAAUGUGAACAGUGUUAGUGUUGAAGCUAUGGUGGAGAAAAAGAGGCCGCUAAUAUAUGUUUAUGAUUUGCCCCCUGACUAUAACAGUCUUCUCUUGGAGGGACGCCAUUAUAAACUGGAAUGUGUGAACAGAAUAUAUGAUCCAAAUAAUGCUACAAUAUGGACAGAUAUGCUAUAUGGUGCGCAGAUGGCACUUUAUGAAAGUAUAUUGGCCAGCCCUCACCGGACAAUGAAUGGAGAUGAAGCAGAUUUUUUCUUUGUUCCAGUUCUUGAUUCCUGCAUUAUAACUCGUGCUGAUGAUGCCCCUCAUUUGUCCAUGGAGGAAAGCAAGGGCUUGAGAAGCUCUUUUACUCUGGAGUUAUAUAAGAAGGCUUAUGAUCACAUCAGAUCAGCAUACCCUUACUGGAGUCGCUCAUUGGGGAAAGAUCACAUAUGGUUCUUUUCUUGGGAUGAAGGUGCUUGCUAUGCCCCAAAGGAAAUAUGGAAUAGCACGAUGUUAGUCCAUUGGGGCAACACAAACUCAAAACAUAAGCAUUCAACAACAGCAUAUCGGCUUGAUUCUUGGGAUCCAAUACCAUUAGACCAAAGAGGAGACCACCCAUGCUUUGACCCAAAUAAAGAUCUUGUACUUCCAGCCUGGAAGCGUCCUGAUGGAGGUUCUCUGGGAGCUAAAUUUUGGGCUAGGCCGCGGGAGGCACGAAAGACACUUUUUUAUUUUAAUGGAAACCUUGGACCUGCUUAUGAAAAUGGGAGGCCUGAAGCUACGUAUAGUAUGGGCAUAAGGCAGAAGGUGGCCGAAGAAUUUGGAUCAACUCGAAACAAGAAUGGUGAGCUUGGCAAGCAGCAUGCGCAAGAUGUUGUUGUGACCCCAUUGCGUGCUGAGAACUACCAUGAAGAUUUGGCUACUUCUGUCUUUUGCGGAGUUAUGCCCGGGGAUGGGUGGAGUGGACGGAUGGAAGACAGCAUUUUUCAAGGGUGCAUUCCCGUGGUCAUUCAGGAUGGUAUAUACCUACCAUAUGAGAAUGUCCUUGAGUAUGACAGCUUUGCUGUUAGGAUACGUGAGGAUGAAAUUCCAAGCAUGAUAAGCAUUCUUCGGAGCAUAAAUGAGACAGAAAUAGAAUUCAAAUUGGCAACUGUAAAGAAAAUCUGGCAGAGGUUCAUGUAUCGGGAUUCUGUUUUACUUGAAGCAGAGAGGCAAAAAGCUUUGCAUGGGCAUGUUGAGGACUGGGCUGACCAGUUUUCACAACUCACCGAAGAUGAUGUCUUUGCUACCGUCAUACAGGUGCUGCACUACAAGCUACACAAUGAUCCUUGGAGACGACGACAAGUUUCCAAGAGGGAAAGGGAGCUGGGGAAAGCGUAUAAUGCGAACAACAAAGUUUUUUGAGAGAUGACAAGAUCUUCGAGUCUUUUGUACUAAAAUGUUUCAAAGUUAUAAAUACAUUGUUUUGUAGACAAAUCCUACCAAAAGAUGGUUCAGAAGAAAAUGAAAUUUCAGGGCUUAUUUUAUACUCAUUGGUGCAUCUGUAAUUUUAGGGUCCAGAUCACACAAAGUCAGAUUGGGAAAGAAAUCAUCUUUAGGUGGCAUGGGGGCUUCCUUUGCAAAUGUUCCUCCAUUUAUCUUUGAGGUCCAUGGCAGUGCGGCCUUUACCGAAACGAUCACCUCCAUAUUCCAAAAUCUCCCUCCAUGGGGAAUCCAUUGGAAUAAAAUCUGGCAGAGGCCCAGCCUGGCCUCUAAGACCAUGGAAUAUAUUGAUGAAGAGAAAGAAUGAAAUAUAAACCUUCAGUGCUUCCUCCUCGUCUUUUGUCCAAGGAACCUUCUUCCUUCUCCACCCACUGGUGGCGGAACAGGAGCUAAUACAAAAGAAAAGAAACUUACGAUUGGUUCUAAGUAACCGUUGGAACUUAAUUAAACAGUGCUAUUUUAAACCUUAUCAUUACAAAGCAAAGCAUAUGCACAAAAAACAUAGUUAUAAAUGCUACUUCCUCCAUCCAACUAUUUUUGUCCUUUUUUAUUUUUUUGUCGGUCCUACUUUUGUCUCAUACCAUAUUUGGUCAUAGUUGUAUGGUU
This is a messenger RNA of Cuscuta campestris, 3754 nucleotides long. The record is from the annotation of a GenBank genome assembly. Lineage: Eukaryota; Viridiplantae; Streptophyta; Magnoliopsida; Solanales; Convolvulaceae.